AUGCCCUUCUCUCAUCACAGCCACUCCGGACAGUUUUGUCCUGGCCAUGCCCGGGACUCUCUUGAAGAUAUCAUCCUAACAGCAAUCUCAAAGAGGAUGCAAGUCUUUGCACUGACGGAGCAUAUGCCUCGUCAUGACCAAGACAGAUAUCCGGAGGAAAUUGAGGCGGGCGGGACGCUUGCCUCGCUGUUGGACAAUGAGCGCGCAUAUGUCGCCGAGGCCAGCCGGCUGCGACAGAAAUAUGAAUCUCAGAUUGGGCUUCCGCUUGGUUUCGAAUGCGAAUGGAUCCGACCUGAAACUCUUGAUCUCAUCAACCACAGCAUCAAGACGUACCAAUAUGACUUUUUCAUCGGCUCCGUCCACCACGUUCACACUAUCCCGAUCGAUUAUGACCAACCAAUGUAUGAACAGGCGCGUGACAUAGCUGGCGGAACAGAUGAGCUGCUCUUUGCAGACUACUUCGAUGCGCAAUUGACCAUGUUACAAGCGGUGAAGCCACCAGUGGUGGGCCACUUCGAUCUCAUUCGCCUCAAAAGCGAUCAUCCCAACGCAAGAUUCGAAAGUAUGGAGGAUGUUUGGCAACGCAUUCUCCGCAAUCUCGAUUUUAUCGCUUCCUAUGGAGGCAUCAUGGAGGUGAACACGGCCGCGCUCCGCAAAGGAUUGAAUGAACCGUAUCCCACCAUGGAAAUAUGCCGGGCUGCAAUGAAAAGAGGAAUACGGUUCUGCCUGUCUGACGACAGCCACGGCAUCGAUCACUUGGCUUCGAAUUAUGCACGUGCGUUGUCCUUUCUCGACGAGGUUGGGAUAACAUCUCUCACUUUCCUGCGGCAUGCUGCAACCGCAGAGGUCAGUCACGACGAUCGCUUCCCUAGCCUAAAAGUAGAUUCGAUGGAGCUCGGCGAGGUGCGCGCGCAAGCAUUCUGCAGAAGCGAUCUGGAGCAAACGUAA
Capronia coronata CBS 617.96 is the source of this 948-nucleotide messenger RNA. Its product is annotated as histidinol-phosphatase (PHP family). The transcript has 2 exons. Bases 1 to 948 code for a protein of 315 amino acids. Gene Ontology annotation, cellular component: cytoplasm. Lineage: Eukaryota; Fungi; Ascomycota; Eurotiomycetes; Chaetothyriales; Herpotrichiellaceae. Gene Ontology annotation, biological process: L-histidine biosynthetic process. The record is from RefSeq and is a predicted model, not a curated record. Gene Ontology annotation, molecular function: histidinol-phosphatase activity.